This is a messenger RNA of Morus notabilis, 369 nucleotides long. RefSeq lists its product as uncharacterized. Lineage: Eukaryota; Viridiplantae; Streptophyta; Magnoliopsida; Rosales; Moraceae. The transcript has a single exon. The record is from RefSeq and is a predicted model, not a curated record. The coding region runs from base 1 to 369 and encodes 122 amino acids.
AUGGUAGGAUCGUCAAGCUCUGGCGUUCCAGUACUUCACCCAUUGGUUGAUGAUUUCUACUUCUCAGCUCUGUUUGACGCUGAAGAAAUCUUUCCAAUCUCUGAUGAAAAAUACGCAGAAGAGUUGGCUCUUCAAGAAACCCUGAUGUCAGCGAACUUUUCAACAUCAAGAACAAGAAAUACAAAAGAGAAUUUUAGCACUUCACCAAUUGAAACUCUAAAGGGAAAGAUGAAACUAGAAAAUGGUCAAUCUUCUAGUCAAGUACUCGUGUCCUUUUGUGUCAUCUGCAUGGACGCAAAACCAACCGAAGAAAUGUUCAGAAACGACAACUGCACUCACUUUGCACCGAUUGCAUUGGGAAAUACGUAG